Dendronephthya gigantea is the source of this 2448-nucleotide messenger RNA. RefSeq names its product L-amino-acid oxidase-like. The transcript has 9 exons. Gene Ontology annotation, molecular function: L-amino-acid oxidase activity; polyamine oxidase activity. Lineage: Eukaryota; Metazoa; Cnidaria; Anthozoa; Malacalcyonacea; Nephtheidae. Bases 186 to 2147 code for a protein of 653 amino acids. Gene Ontology annotation, biological process: amino acid catabolic process. The record is from RefSeq and is a predicted model, not a curated record.
UUCGCCUUCACAUUAUAGGUACAGCGUCACAGCAUUUAGUACGAACGAGUACUUCAGUCUUAUAUAAUUCACUUACCUCGACAAAUUGUUGCAGAGGAGUGGAGUGCAGGCUAUUCCUGAAAUCGCUAUCGGCGUAAGAUUUUCCAAGUGGCAGAUCGGAAGCGAAACGAAUUCUGAGAAUACCAAUGGCAGAGGAAGAAAAUGAGACAUCCAGCCUGGACCCAAUGAGGUUUCUUGGCUUCCUUCCUGGUGCUCAUCACGCGAUUAAUUUGCAGAAGAAAAGAUUCUACACACUUCUGGUCAGAAGAGGCUUAUCGUACAUGCAUAGGAAAAAUUUCGACGUUGAUCCGGACUCCCCAAUUCUUAGAGAAGAUAAUAAAAAGGAAAAAGCAGAAUGUGGAGAUUUUUUCAGCAGCAAAACAGAUCAUCCGAAAAAGGUGUUGAUAGUUGGGGCAGGAAUCUCUGGUCUUGCAGCAGCUUACGAAUUGAAACGUUCAGGACAUGAGGUUACUCUUCUCGAAAGGCAACACCGUGUGGGCGGAAGAAUUAAGACGCUUCAUUUUGAUUUUCAACAAUCUCCUGAACUUCGUGGAGAAGCUGGAGCAAUGCGAAUUCCUCGGCAUAAUCGCCAUUACCUCACUGAUGCUUACAUCGACAAGUUUAAUCUUAAAGAAAAGGACUUUUACAAUGUUGAUCCUGAGGGGGAGUGCUUCGUCAGCAUAGGAGGAGAAACUGCGAAAGUGAAGGACUUUUAUACUGAUAAGAAAGAAGGAAGGGCUAGAGCGAGGAGAUUGUGUGACAACCAAUUCCCCGGUUGGGAUAAGUUUAUUGAGGAAAAAGACUUGAGAAGAAAGCAUUGUAUUGAUAAUAUUAUGGACUAUUACAAAUUAACAAUAGAAGAAGUCUCUGAUAGUGCACCGAAAUAUAAAAGAGGAGAAUGCGCCGAGAAAUAUGCACGGGCAUGGCGAAAGUGGUUGGAACGUUGGAGCAAAAUGUCUUUUACCGAAUUUCUUUCGUCUGAUCUUCCGUGUGAAGAGUCUGAUAAGACCAAGCCAGAUUUCAGACCUUGGCCUAAAAUAGCAAUUGAUUGCAUUACAGAUGUAAAUUACAUUGCGAAUCCAGCGUUGUCUGUAGCAACCGUCCUGGCGGAGGAAAUAGGGAAAUGGUGGACUCCAAAGAUGAAAACUCUAACGAAUGGUAUGGAAGAAUUACCCGAAUCUUUUGUCAAUGAUGCUGCAGACCCAUACUGCUUGGAAAGUGACAUCCGAUAUGGCAUCACAGUUAAAACCAUCGAGUGGCGGAAACCUGGAGAUGGCAAUUGUUGCUACUCAGUUAAAGUCUCUGGUCGUCAAACCCAGACAAAAAACGAGGUUCAUUUCGAAGCUGAUGCUGUGAUCAUUACCAUUCCACUAAAUAUCAUGCGUCAGCUGAAGUUUAUUCCAGCUCUUCCACAGUACCUGGACGACGCAAUUGGAGAUAUUCAUUACCAACCUUCGACUAAGAUGUUUCUUGGAUUUCGAGAACGGUUCUGGGAAAGAGCCAAGUAUCCCGUGGUAAAUGGAGGCAUAACCAAAACCAAUUUACCUAUCAGUCAAAUUGUGUACCCAAGCAAGACAGAUACAGAUGAACAAGGGUCAGAACGAGGAAUCCUUUUGCUUUACACAUGGAAUAGAGAGGCCUUGUCGUUUGGUUCACAGCCAGAAGAUGAAGCACUUACUGAGGCCUUGCGUGAAAUACAAACCGUUUACGAACGUCUGUUAUGCGAAGACGAGUCUGCAUCAAUAGUUCAAGACACAUUUGAAGUAGGAGCCGUUCAGUCCUGGUACACCGACCCCACUGCACAGGGAGCCUAUGUUCAUUUACUUCCAUACAGCUACAUGCAUCAUCUGAAACUCCUCCUAGAACCUAAGGAAAUUUAUCCAAUUUUCUUUGGCGGCGAGGCCUUAUCCUUUGCUAAUGGUUGGAUCCAAGGUGCACUAGAAUCAGGUCUAAGAGCUGCGUGGCAGUUUUACAAGUUUAACGAAGGAAUGUACCCAAACGAAAGAAAUCCUGAACCGGCUAAACCUGAACCAAAGCCUGAUCCCUCGCAGGAUUUUGACCCGGAUCAUCCUUUCUUUGGAUUAUCAAAAUAUCCUUUCCCAAUAUAGAGGAGAAACAAUGAUGAGAUAAUAAUGACAAUUGAUUCAUUUGGAAGAAUUACAAUUAUAUAUACUAAGCGUAGAAUAAUGCUUUGCAUGAUUGAGAUAUCCUUUCUCAAUUAUUAGGCAGAAACAGAUUACACUGUCCAAUCAUAUAUGGCAACACACGGCAUUUUUUUUUUAAAUUAAUAAAGUACUUUUUGAAAUUAACUAAUAAUCGCUAUUAAUUGGGGUAUCAAGUUACCUAUAGAUAAUUGAAUAUAAUUACAAAACUCAUUAAAUUUAUGGGAAAUACAUUUUAAUUAGUGUU